Heterobasidion irregulare TC 32-1 is the source of this 437-nucleotide messenger RNA. RefSeq lists its product as uncharacterized. The record is from RefSeq and is a predicted model, not a curated record. NCBI's taxonomy places the organism in Eukaryota, Fungi, Basidiomycota, Agaricomycetes, Russulales, Bondarzewiaceae. The transcript has a single exon. Bases 40 to 300 code for a protein of 86 amino acids.
CGAUGGCAGGCCACUGCCAACUGUUGCGUCGCGUUGCGGAUGGGCAUCGGCUCGUCCCGGGCUGGAGUCACAGGCCACGACGCGGCGCGAGGCUCGACGUGCCCGCACGCUGCCCCCGAGCCCCGAGCGCGCUCAGCCUCGACUCGGUCCGAAGCCAAAGCGGGUCGCUGGCGUGACUUUUGUUGCGUUCUAUGCCCGUUCAUUAUGCUCUGCGCUCCGCCGCUGUCAUCUGCAAUUGCCCGCGCGACGGGGCGUCCCAAUGCGACGACCCAGUUGCCCAUCGGGGACGCCACGACCUGACGUACUAGAGCGUGCAAAGUCCCUUUUAGAAACCCACAAAUGAAUUCGCGUCGCAGGGCGUCUACCAGGGUUUAUGUAAAUAGAGCUGUUCGCGAUGGCGUCCCUUUCUUCAUUCAAGCAGGCUGUGAAAGCAUCAC